This is a messenger RNA of Didymodactylos carnosus, 1305 nucleotides long. The record is from the annotation of a GenBank genome assembly. NCBI's taxonomy places the organism in Eukaryota, Metazoa, Rotifera, Eurotatoria, Philodinida, Philodinidae.
AUGACCAAAAAAGGUUUAUCACCAGCCUCGUCAUCAGCUGCCUUGAAUUCAUCAUUCACGAACGAAAAUGGAACACCAAUUAAAGAACUAUCGGCUACGGCACAGGGGCGAUUUGUUUGUAGUAUGUGUGCAAAAGUUUAUCGAUCGGGAGCUGGUCUUAGAUAUCAUAAACGAAAAAGACAUCGUGGCAUGGUUGAACCAACCGCAUUACAUCGCGUCAAAUGUCAAGAAAUUGGAUGUACAUAUCAAAUGUUAGCUAUCAGUGAUCUAAGAAAUCAUUUAUCGAAUCAUCACCAAAAGCCAGAAUAUAAAUGUACAGAAGAAAAGAAAUUUACAUCAUUGUCAGAUUUUACGGAAUGGAAAUCAUCGUUUGAACAACGUACCGGUUCAAAAUAUGUUAAAAAUUGUGGUGCCAAAGGUAAAUCGGAUAAUCAAACAACUGAAUAUUAUUAUUGUAAUCGUACGGGACCGUAUAAGUCGGUUGGUCAAGGUUUACGUCGUUCAAAAGCGCAAGGUUUGCUUCGUUGUGGUAUUCAUUGUACAUCAUCGAUGAAAGUUGAAAUUCAAAAUGAUGAAAAUAUCACUGUACAAUAUUAUCCAGCACAUUAUGGACACACACAUUUACCCGCUACAGAAGAACCAUCUGAUCAAGAAUUUUUUAGAAUGCAACAUGAUCAACCGAAUAGUGGUGGUAGUGGUGGUGGUGGUGGUGGUAGUGGUGGUGGUGUAAUAACGAAUAUAGCUCCUCAUCAUGUCGAUGAUUCCACACAAAAUCUAUUACAACAGUUUCCAUGUAAUUCAUCGAGUAGUUCACCAUCAGCAUCAAGUAGUUCAUCUUCGUCUACAAAUUCCACCAAUGCCCAGAUUCUAACAUCAAGUCAAGAUAGCAGUCAAAUAUCAACACCCUCUACUACUUUGACAUCGAUGAAUAAUCAAUUGUCACAUUGUAUUAUCAUUUCACCAUCUUACAUGGAACAACAUGAUCAAAAUAUUCAGGUUCAUUCUGAGCCACAACAUUCCAUACAUCAACAUACACUUCAUACACAUCAAAAUCUUCUAUUGCCACCAUCUGUACCGCAACAAUUUCCCAUUCUGGUACAUCCAGCACCCAUGUAUUCGACGGAUGUUCUAGCUAAAAAACCGGUUUCACAAGAUCCCAAUUCAAAAUCUGUAUCAGAAAUAAUGCGUGAAACAUUUCAAUUAUUAUCUUAUUGGCCAUUAGAUUCAACUAUUCUUGUUGGUAGUCAAACAGAACAUAUACAUCCGCAACAACAUUUUAAUAUGGACGAACAUUUAAUGUUUUAA